CUAACUAAGUGGCAAUUUUAAUUCCCUUUCUAUUAUUUUUGUCUCUACUCGUAGUUCUUUUCGGAAAUUUUGUGCAAACUGUUUUGGUAUUUAAAAGAAUGAAGUGUCUUUGCCCCUGAAAGUUCCUAUUAAAAAAUAAACAAUAUUAUAAAUAAACAAAUACAUGCUUCAUUGACGGUAACAUCACGGAUGGUGAUUUUAAUAGUAAAAAGUAAUUUAUAAACCAGUAACGAUCACGUUUAUCGAUGUUAUUGUGGUUAACACACUUUUACUAAAAAUGUGUCACCGUAUGUCCUACAAAUCAUCAUAGGACAACUAAACGUAUAAAAAAUGGCCUGGAAAGAUUACUUUUUGUUGAGUGAGUUUAAACUUGAUUACUCCAAACCAAAUGAUUUUAUUAAAUUUCAGUUUGGUUACCAAAAGCUAUACAUAAUUUGGCGUAUAUUUUGGGCGCUGUACCAUUUAGUCUGGAUUGUUUUGACUGGAGUUUAUAGUUACCAAUGGGCUGGAGAUGACCCUGCGCAACAAGUGAAAUGGUUUAUAUACGUAACAAACUGGGCAUAUUUUGUCCUGACCUUUUCUACCCUCAUUGACGCUAUAUGUGUGGUAUACAUUGUUGUCAAAAGAGAUGACAUAAUUCUAGGUGCGUGUUCGGAAAUGCCGUGGUAUCUGAAAGUUGAUUGGGUGUUUUUUAACGUUUCAAAUUCAGCAAGUAUUUUAGUAACUAUGCUGUAUUGGGGAUUGAUUUAUUCAAGUUCCAGCACAACUACAGCGGUAAACAUAGAAACACACGGAUUGAAUAUGGUGUACGUUUUAGUCAACUUAUUCCUGACUGGAAUCCCUGUGCGUUUCUAUCAUCUCUUCCAUCCAAUGGUAUUUGGUGCAGCGUAUGUCAUGUUCUCUAUUAUAUAUACGGUAUCAGGAGGUACCAAUGCUCAGGAGAAAUCCUAUAUCUAUUCAACCUUUGACUGGAGCAAUACUGGAUACACUACCGGUUUGUCACUGAUAACUGUACUGGUAGCGAUUCCAAUUUGUCAUAUCAUCUUAUUUCUUCUGUUCCUUUUAAGAACUUUUGUGAACAAAAAAUGUUGUUCUCGUACAGAAAUUCAAAACACCUCUACAUCUGUUGACAAUAAAUCUUACAGCCCUGAACAUUACUUGGAACUAAAAGACAAAAAUGAAGUAAAAAUAGAUAUGGAUACGCCAUUGGCGAACAAGAAAUCAUGAGAAUGACUUUACAUAGCUUGGUCAUUACCAACAUAUUACAAGAACUUAACAUUUAGAAGAACGAUUUAGUCAGUAUUAUAUUAAUCAAUGCACAAGUUUAGGAGGAAAUUGUAUUACAGUCGUCCAAAAAAGUUUGAAUACAGUAACAAAUAUGCAACCAGCACCAUGAUGGCCAAGCACUUGAAGACGCAAUAUCUAAGUUAAUGUGUCGUUUUGAUAUUUUUUGUGUUUUUUAUAUGUUUUUUUUUAUGUGUUAUUAUUAUUGUAGGCAUAUUGGAAACAUUAAAAAGAAACUCGAGGAGUUCAAGACUAAUUAAAUGAAGGUCUGGAUGUGGUCCUCCAUUUCUGUAGUCUUUAAUUGUAUAUGACAUUUUCUAUAUUCUUCAUUAUACUUGUUUAAAAUAGUUUUUUUGUUGUUCAUU
Messenger RNA from Mytilus trossulus (common blue mussel), 1649 nucleotides. RefSeq names its product protein rolling stone-like. The record is from RefSeq and is a predicted model, not a curated record. Lineage: Eukaryota; Metazoa; Mollusca; Bivalvia; Mytilida; Mytilidae. The coding region runs from base 331 to 1227 and encodes 298 amino acids. Gene Ontology annotation, cellular component: membrane. The transcript has 4 exons.